AUUGCAACAGGGAAACUCGUUGAUUCUGCUUACCCUCCUCCCCCGCGUCCUUCUGAACAACACCUCAACAUUACUUUUUACUUAAACAGGAGGAUGAAGUUUGUAUUUGUGCUAUCGCUGAUGCUGUUUUACAGUUCAGCUCAGAGUGCUGAUCCAGGUGAGUACAUUGUACAGUUGUGAAGAGAGAAUUUAUCGUUGUUUAGUUAUUUUGCUUUCGCUGAUGAAAAAGAAAUCUUUUUUCAUUAGAACCACUAGAAUCUGGAACCUGCUUAUUACUAGACUUGACCUAGAUAAUUGGCUUUAGCUGUUGUGGUGUCCCUGCCCUAAUAUUUAAGUCAUUAUUAGUGUAUUGUUACGUUCUUAUUACUAGCUAGUGUUUGCAUAUCUACAGUGUUUUUUUUUUGCUUUGUUUUGUUUUGUUUUUUUUUUUGCUUUUUGUAUUCUUCAGGGCAAAGCUAAUAAAUAAAACAAAAUAAAUAAAAAUAAAUAAAUAUGAAAAGCCAAUGUAGAAAUCCUUUAUUUAUUUUCGUCACAGAGGAUGAACUCAGCCAUAUCCGCCUUUCGUCUCUGUGGUUUCUUAUUGUCGUCUUCUUCUUCGUUGUUCGCGCUAAAUUUCAAGCCACCGUUUACAUAAAUGUUGCUUGAAAACCAGAAAAAUGCACCAACAUAUAGAUGAAUGACGUCAAUCGGUGCUUAGUCGCGACAUCGUUGCUAGGCAACUCCGGAUACCAAACCGAUAGAAAGCUUUGUGACCAAAGCAAAAUCGCACUCGCUUGCGAUCCUCGCGCGAUCCCAGCGAGACAAUAUUAUAAACUCGCUUUCGCGAGGAAAAAAUUAAAUAAUGAAAUGAAUUAUUCCGAAAAUAUGCAUUGUUUAUUUCUGUUGCGGAAUAUUAUUGGUUUCCUGAAACCGAAAUAUUUUUUUCUGAAAGUUUAAUUUUUGCCCUUUUCAAUGAGGUAUCGCUCUAUAUGGAACUGUAAAUAACAGCAGAGAAUAAGUUUUUUAAAAGGUACAUGGUCAAUUUACUUAAAAAUAAGGACAACAGCUUUAGAGACAGAGCAGUGUCUUUUCAUUGCAGCUACCACUGUAUUCUUAAGACCAGAGGAACUUAUGAGGUUUGGUAUUUUGGCAAACAAGAAAAAUGCCCGUAAUAGCGAGGUGUCGGUAUUGUAGGAAAUGUGAUGUCUGUAAGGAAAUCCAUCUACGUGAUUUGGAUUAUUGUACAUGUGUCUUCUUUUAUCACCGUGUUAAAUUUCGAAGCAAGGAGUGAAACAUGAUUGCUUGAUAAAAGAUCAGCUCUGGCCGGAAAGAUUUAAAAGUCCAGUCAGCAAAGGCUUUCAUUAAUCGGAAACUGCUGUUGCUUUUUUUGGAAGUUUUCAGAAUCACCACAGUAGUAACACUUAAUAUUUGAAUUUGACAAAUUGUUUGUAUAUAUAUUCUUUACAAGGACACCUACACCACCAACAACGACAUCACCUGCAGGUCUGAAAACAUGGAAUUGGUUUUACAGACACAAUAUUGCACGCUGCCAAUUUAAGGACAUAAAACGUCGUCGAUUGCCGCUAGUAUAAAUUUAAAGUUUAUCAGAAACAUAUCCUUGUACUGCUUUAAAAGAACAAGCUUUAAUGAAAGGUCUUUCUCUGGUGCUCGCGGGGAGACCAGAGGGGUCAUUUUAGUAACCGCGUUUAAGUAAGCCCUUUGUUAUUGGACUGUAUUGGCCAUUGUUAAGGGGAUCAAAUACGCCCCCUUCCUACCCCACCCUCCGCCCCUUGAAAGAGUACUGUAUUUUACAAAAGAGGUUUUUUUUCUUUGGGGGCUCCUGGUUUCUCACUCCCCUAAAGCCAACAUGUACUUGUUACUUCAAGUGAUCUAAAUUGUCAUCUUCACUGUUCCUCUUUAGCAAUAGAUCCAUGUAGAAACUAUGCCAUUCUCGGCGGCUUUGACCGUAGUGUUGCAAAUAAGGAUCAAAAGAACUUGCGAUGUGACAAGGGGGACCUGAGUCCUUUGCCUGCCUGGUAUCGCUUCACUGGCGCAGCUGGAGACAGAAUGCCAACAUCCUGUGUACCAGAAAACCGUUGUGGUACUCAUGCUCCAGGUUGGUUAAAGGGUUCACACCCAUCAGUAAAGGAAGGCAUUGUCACUCGUCGAGUUUGUUAUCACUGGAUGUCAAAAUGUUGCAACUGGGAAAACGAUAUUCAGAUUAAAAACUGUGACGCUUUCUAUGUUUACCGAUUAGUAAAGCCUCCUGUGUGCCACCUGCGAUACUGCGGUAACAAUGCAGGUGAGCUGUUAAUGUUCGGUUUUGACCCUGUAACUGAACUUUAAAGUGAUCUUGAUCCUCGAUAACUAGACCCACUUAAUACAGAGUAACACCAAAUUGAAGAACAGGGCGAUGUGCUUGCAUUGUUUUUGUCCCUUAUAACUGAUUUGUAAAAAUCUUUGGAGCUUCAGGACUAGGACCUACCCAAGGAAAAUAAAUCGUAAAAAAUUGCAUUACUUCCGAUUGCCUCCAAGUUUGGCUAGACUGCUUUAACAAUAUUGAAUGCUUUAAGCCAGCUUGCUGUUAUAUCAUAAGGGCAGCCACAUAAGAAAAUGCGUGGCAUAAAAUUUUAAAAAAAUCUCGACGAGAUCUCUGUCAUCUCGGCGAGAUCUCGCUUAUCUCGCCUAGAGCUCGGCGAGAUCUCUGCGACAAUACAGAUCUCGCCGAGAUUGCCGGGUUGAGUCUGUAUUUUUUGUGCUCUCUUAUGGGGGUUCGCAUGUAUUUUUAUCGCGCAGACUAUACGCCUUUAUUUUUCUCCUGUCCGUCCACCCAAUCAGUUGACAUGGAGAAAACAGAAACUGGUGUUUAACUACCAAACAUCUGGCAAAACAUAAAACAUAAACAUAAAACUUUAUUUAAACUCGAAUUUCAGAGUAGCUAACAAGCUAAUAUCUUCGAGCUGACGCUACAUAAAAACUAUAUAGAAAAUAGAAAAUAUAUAUAUACAUUAAAUGCAAGGAAAGAAAAUAUCAUUUACAAUUCACAAUUUUAAGUUUAAGUAUGUCAGGCAAAAAGAAUCUACAUGAAGGUAACAUCCUGUAUUUUAGUCUUAACGUUUCUUCUUUAAGUUUUUUUUGUGGCAAUUUUCGUGAUCCACCUAUCGUGUUCAAAAACUAAAUCACCCUAGGUCAGAUUUGAUUUCAGGUAAUAUCCUGUAAGUUUGCGACUUUGCAUUUUUAAACCAGUGGAAAAAUAGUGGGAUUUAAGAAAUUCGUUUAGUUUGAUAUGUCAUCUGAAACUUUCGAAAAAGCAAAGAACGUAGAAAAAAGAACAUUGGGGACGAGACUCUUAAGUUCUCUAUUGAUUAAGGGAACACAAGUCUACGUGUAAAAUUACAAUCUGAUUUUAUAGGAUCACAGUGUGGUUCUGUGGUAAACAACACCUUGACAAGUCCCGGAUUUCCCACAAGGUACCCAAAUAACAUGGACUGUGUGUACAACGUUUCCAUUCCAUCCGGAAAGGCGCUGAAGAUCAGUUUUUCAACUUUUAUCCUGGAAUCAAGUGCUCGAUGCGGGUAAGUAAUUUAACAAUAGAUAGUUUUAGAGUCAAGUUUACGGCAAACGGAAAACGUCAGAUUCAAGUUGAGAAUACCUCAAAAUUAAAAAAAAAAAUAGCAGGUAAAAACAGCUCAAAGCAAUUUCUUGUGGAUAAAACUGGCGUGAAACAAUUCACUUUUUUUUAGAAGAAAUGAACAUUAAACAUAAAGAAAAGGGAAAACUAGGUCAUGUGGUACAGAUUCACUUUUACCGUUUACAAUAAAGUUAACGUGACUGAUGACAAACAAUUGAAAACCACUCAACUGACUCAGCUUUGGUAAGCGUAGACUGGGAACUUAACUUCAAGUGAUUACAUUUUUGCUGGUCAAAGCAUACUCACGAAUUCCGACGUUAGGCUUGUACGCUGCAAGUUUGCGGAUCUGUGAUAUUAGGCCUAGAAAUAAGGUAAAAUCAGGCUUCUAAAAACCCAGGCUGGCAGGUAAGUAUAUCCCGCCGGGAAAACUCCGGCCAAUGAGAAUAGCCCUCUAAUUUUAAAAUAAAGAUAGACCUAGCUUUAGAAACUGAUAACACGAAGAAGAAUGUAUAACACACUGAUACUCUUUAAUUCUUUAAAGAAUUAAAGAGUAUCUGCCAGUAAAUUAGCGGUCUGGUCGAUAUGGCGUGAAAAAUAGAUUUUGCUCAUUUCUUGUGCGUUGAAAGACUUUCAUGUACGUACCUGCAGUUAACGGCCCCAAUCCGCUAGAUUGUAUUAUUAAAACUCUCGAAUUUUUGAGACAAUUUUGGUUCACCCCAUCCAACGCUCGCGUUGCGUGGCUUAAUUCAAGGCUGAAAAUCAACAAAACUUUGAAUGUUGAUUUGGAAAGAAAUAGUAAUUAUUAGAUAAAAGAAAUAACACAAAAAGGCAUCAUAAUUCCUUUGACAUAACACAGCGUUUUCUGCCAACAUUAAGCACAAUUUAACGCCAUAGCAAGAUUUUAACGAUCCCCUUCCCGCACUGACAGAUCAAGUGGAGCCAAACCACCCCCCAAAUGGGGUUACAAAUGUGUCAUUUGCUCUCAGAAAAAAAAUUGAUGUAGAGUAAUAUAUAUAGAAACCAUGAUAUUUUGUGAAAGAUUACGUCCGAAAAAAAUAUAAUUUCUACGAUUUCUUCGAUUCUUUCUUCUCUGAAAAUACUGCCUAAACAGUGCAUUCAUUAGUCAUUGACCAGGUGACAGCUUUUACUUCAUCAGUACGGUAUUUCUGUUGUUUCGGCGCAGACGGCUCUCUCUCGAAAUGUUCCUAGCGGCAGAGAGCGAUGCGAGUCAGCUGUUUCGCGGCCUAAUGAACAAAAUUCAAACUAUUAUUUACAAAAUCGAAUGUUCGUUGCUGGUGCUCGUAGAUAGGCUCAAUAAAAGGUGUAGAUACUUCUCAUUGGCUAAACCGAGAUCUGACCAAUGAUAUGGUUUUCGAUCUGGAAAAUGCCAUAGCUCUUUUAAAAUCCAAAUUAAGAUUUCAAGCCUCAAGGCUUUUACGUGAGUUGAGAUGAGUGAGAUCCCUUUUACAGGCCUUUGUCAUCUGUAAGUAGGUCGAAAGCAAGAGAACAUAAAAGCCUCUUGUUGAACGUUAAUUGGCAUUUGUAGACUGCGACAAUUUAACUGCUCGGGAGUGACUCAAGUGCAACAUAAAAUGAAGGAAUUUGAUCGGCGGCUUGAUAUUCCACAGAAACGUUUGGAGCUUCCUUAACUCCACCAUAAAGCACGACUCGCAAUUAGUUGAGGCAGGAGAACAUAAAAGGCUUUUAUGUUCUCUUGGAGGUUAGGGUUAUUUCUAGGAAUUUAACUGCCCUUGGAAAGUAAAAAACAUUUUUUCGCUUGUAGGUGGGAUUAUUUGAGGAUUGUAGAUGAUGACAGCAGAAUACUUGGUACAUAUUGUGGGCGCGAACUUAGUGGAAAGGUAGUUUUGGUAAAUGGAAACUAUGCUUUAAUAACAUUCCACUCUACUUUUGGAGGAUACCCGGGAUUCCAGCUCACGAUAUUAUUUACUGAAAAUCAAAAUGGUAUGUUCCAAUAA
Porites lobata is the source of this 5586-nucleotide messenger RNA. NCBI's taxonomy places the organism in Eukaryota, Metazoa, Cnidaria, Anthozoa, Scleractinia, Poritidae. The record is from the annotation of a GenBank genome assembly.